AUGGUAUUGACACAAGAAAAGAAGGGAACGCGACUGGGAAAAUACGAGCUUGGGAGGACUCUUGGAGAAGGCAAUUUCGGUAAGGUAAAGUAUGCGAAAAACUUGGAUUCUGGCCAGUCCUUUGCUAUCAAGAUCUUGGAGAAGGACAGGAUCCUCGGCCACAAAAUAACCGAUCAGAUAAAGAGGGAGAUUGUAUCCUUAAAACUCCUCAAACAUCCAAACGUUGUCAGAUUACAUGAGGUCUUGGCAAGCAAAACCAAGAUAUACAUGGUCCUCGAAUAUGUGAAUGGCGGUGAACUGUUUAACAGAAUUGCAUCCAAAGGAAAACUCUCGGAAGUUGAAGGCAGGAAGCUCUUCCAUCAGUUAAUAGAUGGGAUUAGUUACUGCCAUAACAAUGGUAUUUUUCACAGAGAUCUCAAGCUAGAAAAUGUGUUGAUCGAUGCCAAGAGAAAUGUGAAGAUAACUGAUUUCGGCCUCAGUGCAUUACCACAUCAUCUUAGGGAAGAUGGAUUGUUGCAUACAACUUGUGGAAGUCCAAAUUAUGUUGCCCCUGAAAUUCUAUCUUGCAGAGGUUAUGAUGGUGCAACCUCAGAUACAUGGUCCUGCGGUGUUAUCUUGUACGUAAUUCUUACAGGGUACCUACCAUUUGAUGAUCGAAAUAUGGCAGUACUCUAUCAGAAGAUUUUCAAGGGGGACGUUCAGAUACCCAAGUGGCUAUCGCCAGGAGCCAAAAGCCUAAUAAAGAGGAUUUUAGAUCCCAACCCGCAUACACGGAUUACCAUGGAGGAGAUAAAAGAAGAUUUGUGGUUCAAACAAGACUACACUCCUGUAGAUCCUAUUGAAGAAGAAACAGAAAAAGGAAAUGCAUCAGAUGAUGAAGUAUCAUCAAUAUAUGAGCCAUCAGAUGCAGAAAAAGAUCCAGAAUCACCCACCCUCAUCAAUGCCUUUGAGCUGAUUGGAAUGUCCUCGUUCCUAGAUCUUUCCGGCUUCUUUGAAAAAGAGGAUGUUUCUGAGAGACAAAUCAGAUUUACAUCAAAUCAUUCCCCAAAAGCAUUGCUUGAGAGUAUGGAAAAUACAGCACUCCAGAUGGGAUAUCAAGUCCAGAAGAAAAAUGGAAAGUUGAAAGUAAUGCAAGUGCACAAAGGUCAGAAAGGCCCUGGCAAUCUCUCAGUAGCUGCAGAAAUUUUUGAGAUAAGCCCAUCCUUGUAUGUAGUUGAGUUGCGAAAAUCAUGUGGUGAUCCUACAGCAUACAGACAGUUGUGUAAAAAGCUAUCAAGUGAUUUGGGUGUAUCGGCAAGUCCAGAGCACCUAGCCGCAGAGGUCUAG
Messenger RNA from Fraxinus pennsylvanica, 1326 nucleotides. NCBI's taxonomy places the organism in Eukaryota, Viridiplantae, Streptophyta, Magnoliopsida, Lamiales, Oleaceae. The record is from the annotation of a GenBank genome assembly.